AUGGCCGACGCAUCUGAAGCCAUGGAGGCUCGGAGAGCCAAGCUAGACGAGCUCAAGCAGCGCAUGAGUGAGUCUGCUUUGGCGAACCGAAAGGAUGUCCAGAAAGAACACAACGCCCAACGUACGAGCGCCAAGGAGUCUGCCCGACUGGAGAGGAAGCGUCUACAGGCUCUCGCUAUGGGAGAGAAGAUGGAAGCUCGAGAGACGGGCGAGGAUCUCGAGAGGAAGAGGAAUUGGGACUAUUCCAUCGAGGAUAACGAGAAUUGGGACAAGAAGCAGAAGCACAAGAAGAGCAGGGCCAACUUCCAGUUCACAGAGUAUGACGAUGCGAGCAGGAGGAAGUACAAGCGGGAUAUCGACGCCCUCAAGCCUGAUCUGAAGUCGUAUAACGCUCAACGGGCGGCGGCCAUGGGCACCAUCAUCGCCUCUACCUCUGGAGACCCGUCGGGCGAUAGUGCAGUCUCGCAAAAGGCAGCUGCAGAGCUCCUGUAUCGUGAUGCGAACAGCUUUGUGUAUGCAGACCACAAGCCGACAGAGGACGCCAUCGAUACCGUCAUCUCCAAGAUGAAUCUCGACAUGCACAAACGCAAGACGAGAUCGAGACGCCGUGCGGAGGACGAAGAUGCAGCGGUGACCUACAUCAAUGAUAAGAACAAGGUCUACAACAAGAAGCUCGAGCGCUUCUACAACGCUCACACGAAAGAGCUGAGGGAUAACUUUGAGAGAGGCACAGCUCUGUGA
Messenger RNA from Mixia osmundae IAM 14324, 741 nucleotides. RefSeq lists its product as uncharacterized. Gene Ontology annotation, cellular component: catalytic step 2 spliceosome; post-mRNA release spliceosomal complex; Prp19 complex. The record is from RefSeq and is a predicted model, not a curated record. Lineage: Eukaryota; Fungi; Basidiomycota; Mixiomycetes; Mixiales; Mixiaceae. The transcript is spliced from 2 exons. The coding region runs from base 1 to 741 and encodes 246 amino acids.